This is a messenger RNA of Chrysoperla carnea, 2068 nucleotides long. RefSeq names its product target of rapamycin complex 2 subunit MAPKAP1 (gene Sin1). The record is from RefSeq and is a predicted model, not a curated record. The transcript has 5 exons. Gene Ontology annotation, biological process: TORC2 signaling. Bases 105 to 1508 code for a protein of 467 amino acids. Lineage: Eukaryota; Metazoa; Arthropoda; Insecta; Neuroptera; Chrysopidae. Gene Ontology annotation, molecular function: phosphatidylinositol-4,5-bisphosphate binding. Gene Ontology annotation, cellular component: plasma membrane; TORC2 complex; cytoplasm.
UAUGGUCAUGUCGAAGUCGUUUAAUAAAUAAAGUGAUGUUUACAUUUUCAUGAUGUUAUAAAGUAAUAGUUUUUUUUCAAAACUAUUACCGUUGAAUUAAAACAAUGGCCUUUUUCGAUAAUAAAUUAUGGCUUCUUUCGCAUAUACGAAAUUCAUUUAUAUGUACAGAUGAUACUGGUAUGUGCGAAACAGUUAUGGCCGGAGAAGACAUUCCUAAACAGUUACCUCGAAUCACAGCAAACGACACAUACCCCGGCUUUGAUGAGAGUAGCGACGAAGACGAUGAUAUGGAUUUACAAGAAUCCUACGAUAUUCAAUUAAACUACUUCGAUAACAGUACUUAUCGACAACGAUCGAAUACCGCCCAAUAUAUUGAAAAAUUAAAUAUUGCAAGAAAAAAAGCGUCGAAAAUUAAAAAUAUUAAAUGGGAAACUAGCCAACAAAGUUUAACCGAGGAGGAGAAAUUAGAAUUGUUUAGUAGAAACACAAGUAAACAACAAAAUCAAGAUAUGUCAAAAAAGAAUUCUUUGUUAAGUCAAUUAAUGACUAAGACAACGAAUUUACCGAAAAAUCCGUUCAUUCAAUAUUCAAAAUUUGAUGGAAGUGGACGAAUUGAUGUACCAAUUAGAAAAUUUAAAAUUUUCUUAACAAUGUUACCAGAAAACGAACGAAAUUAUCCGUUAAUUGUUUGUAUUGUUGCGUCAGCUAGAAUUCUGGAUUUGAUUGGGUUAUCCUGCUUAAAAUAUAGCAUGACACAUCCAGAAUAUCAAUUUAAGUCCAUCGGCCACUAUGAUUUAUACAUAACCGAAGAUGAUGGUGAAAUGGACAAAGAUUUCCCACCACUGGACACGAAAGAAUGUGUUAACAAAUUUAAAUUUAAUUGUCUCAGUUUAGUUGAACAUAAAAAUAAAAAAAUUGUUAUUGAAGAACCUCCACCGAGGCCAUCUAUGAAUGAUAACGGAAAACCUCCAGUUCGAAAAAAUCCGAAUCAAGAUCCAGAUGAUUUAGAAAGUUUUGGAAAUUAUACUGGUGCAAUAUUAGCACCAAUUUACAAAUGUUAUAAAGUUUAUAUAAUAAGUAAAGUUCGAUCAAAAAUCGAAGUAAACUUAAGUGUAAGUGGUGAACAAAUUGAAAUUGAUCCCGUACAACAGAAAAAUACAAAAUUCUGGAUUCGACAGAAGGCUGUAAAUUAUAAAAUCGAUAACAUCGCUUGGUGUGAAAAAAUUGAAGAUUCGAAAAACGAUCGAACUACUUUUCGAUUAUUGUAUAUGGUAACACCAUCACAAUUUGAAUCAAAUAGCUUAGGAACUGCAAACACAUUAUUAAAACAAUCUCCAAGCUUUAAACAUCACGAUUUUGAAACAGAUAAAGCAACAGCCGAAGAAAUUGUGAAGAAAAUCAAUCAUAUUUUAGAAUUACGAUCGAGUACGAGUCGACGAAAUUAUUUAACACUUCGAGAACGAAAAGCUAGUCGAAGGCGAAGUUUCCAUUUAGUUAGUAAAACAUAAGCGAGAAAAAAAUAUUGUAAAUAUUUAUUAAAUUGUAAAAAAUGAAAAUAAGAAGGUUUCUACAAUCGGCACUAUUCCCUAGACCUAUUCACGACUAAAAACGAAUGUAGACGAUGUUGGUACUUUUAAAUGUUUAUGUAAGGUCUAAUUCAAAGAUUUUAAUUAUUGUAUCGUGCACUCUGGUUUUUAGGAAAGUGAUUAUAUCGAUCUUUUUCGACGAGCGGGGAUAUUUUUUACUCUUGGCGCACGGGCAAUUAUUAAAAUCUUUUCUAAAUGAUUGGGAAGAGAAAAAAUUAAAAGAUACUUUAAAUGGUUAGAGAAAUUUUCUUUAAAGAAUGAUCUAUUUUAUUCCUUUCAGCAUUGUAAUCUAUAUAUAUAUAAAAGAAGAAACUGACUGACUGACUGAUCGAUCAACGCACAGCUGAUACCCCUGGCUCUAGAGGCAUGAACUUUUAUACAAACGUUCCCUAGAUGACGUAAGUGUGUACUAAAAUGGGAUUUUUGGAAAUUCAUUCCCUAAGAGGUUGAAAAUUUGUUUGAAACUUGAUAAAUUUUGAACU